Nematocida minor is the source of this 573-nucleotide messenger RNA. RefSeq lists its product as uncharacterized. The annotation marks the transcript as partial. Lineage: Eukaryota; Fungi; Microsporidia. The record is from RefSeq and is a predicted model, not a curated record. The transcript has a single exon.
AUGAAAGAAGUUAAAUUAGUGAUAGAUCUAGAGGGAAUAUUAAAAGCCUACAAUACCAUUGACAGUGCAUAUGAUAUGAAAGAGCUUUUUGGGUCCCAUGGUUAUUUGUACUAUAUCACUAUACUAAGGCAUCUACUUGAUAAAAACAUAAGAAUAGAAAGCGAGCUGUAUAGCGAUGAAGAGAAAAAAUUCAUGGAAGAUGCAAUUAAGAACCGUAUGUAUGAACACUUUAUGUACAAUGAUAGUAAAGACGAUGAUGCGACUAUGUUUAAGUUAGAAAAGAGUUUAAGAUACAGCAGAAAUAAUCCAAAUUAUAACAAUACUCCUACUCGCCUGCUUAAUGAUCUUAUGGAACCAAAUAUAUUUAUAUACAACGCAGAACAAGGGAUAAAUAUGCAGUAUGACAUGAACAAAGCAGUAGAGAGCCUAGGGAUAGAUGAUGUGAACUCGAACUUGGGCACUCGAGAGUACACGCUAAAGAUUGAUGACACAAAGUUCAUGAACUUAGAAAGUUUGUAUUGGUCUACCUCCAUGAGUCUGAGCAGAGAGUUUUUCUGUGUUUCACAUAAUUUA